AUGACCGUAGUACCUACGUCUAGGAAUCGAGAUUACGCAACGGGAACCUCACGGUCUGCACCCCAGGAAGUGGCAUUGCGUCAACGCUAUCCUUCAGGGACAGGCUUAUCAACAGAAUCUAUCAACACAGGCAAGGUCAUCGAGAACAAAGCAGAGAAAGCCCUCCUCCUAUGGGACGACCUCCCCGCCUGGCGCCGCGACAAUGCCUUCAUUCACUCUGGCUAUUGUCGAAUCCGUCCUUCCUACCUGCACUCGCUUCGCUCCCUAUUCAAUCUGCACAAUGAAUCCGUCAACAUCUGGUCACACCUCCUCGGUGCCAUUGUAGCUGUCGCUUGUUCGCUCUACUUAGACUACGUCAUCCGCCCACGCCACGAUUUUGUUACACUAUCUGACGUGCUCGUCUUCGCAUGCUUUAUUGGUGGCGCAGGGUUGUGCCUUGGCAUGAGCGAGACGUUCCAUGCUGUGCUAAAUCACAGCCAGAAGGUGGCGCGGUGGGGGAAUAAGCUAGAUUACGCGGGAAUUAUCGUGCUGAUUGUGGGAAGCUUUGUGCCGGCACUGUAUUAUGGCUUCUUCUGCAUGCCUACGCUGCUCACGGCGUACUUGUGCCUAAUAUGUCUGCUUGGCACUGGAUGCGCCAUUAUCUCGUGGGUAGAGCAGUUUCGCACCCCAAGAUGGCGGUCAUACCGAGCCAUGAUGUUCGCCGCCCUCGGCUUAUCUGGCUUCAUCCCUAUUAUCCACGGCGUCACCAUCUACGGCUACAAGGGGCUCGAUGACAGAAUCAGCGUUACCUGUAUCAUCAUCCAUGGCGCCAUGUAUCUCUUCGGCGCAGUUCUCUACGUGGCUCGAUGGCCGGAGAGGAGUUUCCCAGGUGCAUUCGACAUCUGGGGCAGCUCCCAUCAGAUCUUGCACAUGUUUGUCCUGCUCGCUGCGGCAACGCAUUUUUAUGGCAUGGUGAGGGCGUUUGACUACCAUCACACGGUCUUGGGAUCCCAGUGCAUGACCGAAUAAAUCGAGACCUUUUCGGUUGUGUAACGCUCUCUAUGGACGUAAGGUCGUUUAUCAUUAUUUUUCCGUUAUAUGGGCCAUUCCCAAACCCAGGACCCACGAUGCGCGCAAGACCACAUCCCAUC
Fusarium redolens is the source of this 1130-nucleotide messenger RNA. RefSeq names its product mPR-like GPCR protein. Gene Ontology annotation, molecular function: signaling receptor activity. Gene Ontology annotation, cellular component: membrane. The record is from RefSeq and is a predicted model, not a curated record. NCBI's taxonomy places the organism in Eukaryota, Fungi, Ascomycota, Sordariomycetes, Hypocreales, Nectriaceae. Bases 1 to 1008 code for a protein of 335 amino acids. The transcript has 4 exons.